Molecule: messenger RNA, 357 nt
Organism: Prunus armeniaca (apricot)
Lineage: Eukaryota; Viridiplantae; Streptophyta; Magnoliopsida; Rosales; Rosaceae
Source: the annotation of a GenBank genome assembly
AUGGAAUACUUCAAGUUCAAAAAGGGCAGUGACUCUACCAGCAAUGCAUGCAUCGCAUUGCUAGUUGUAGCAGUACUGGUAGCCACAGCAACCUUUCAAGUUGGGCUUAGCCCUCCAAAUGUCGCAUUUGUCAUGUUUGUGGCUUUCAACUCAAUCGGGUUUUUGGUUUCUGUUUACAUGAUCAAUGUCCUCACUUGCAAUUUCCCUUUGCAGUGGGAGCUUCAAAUCUGCAUUAUUGCAAUGUACUGCAAUUACACAACUGCAAUGACCAUCAUUGCACCAGAUAACACAAAGGCCGUCCUCAUUGUGUUUGUGUUUACAUCAGUUUUGCCUGGUUUUGUAUCAGAGAACCUCUAG